Monodelphis domestica (gray short-tailed opossum) is the source of this 1065-nucleotide messenger RNA. Its product is annotated as olfactory receptor 1D2-like. Gene Ontology annotation, molecular function: olfactory receptor activity; G protein-coupled receptor activity. Lineage: Eukaryota; Metazoa; Chordata; Mammalia; Didelphimorphia; Didelphidae. The record is from RefSeq and is a predicted model, not a curated record. Gene Ontology annotation, cellular component: membrane. Gene Ontology annotation, biological process: G protein-coupled receptor signaling pathway.
AGGGCCUGAGAAGAGAUGAGCCUUGGGUUCCAGCCCUGGAUGUAUAGACAUUCAAACCUGCAGAAUCUAUGAAUCAGGAACCUAGCACUGCUGCUACAUAAAGGUUUUCAGUGCUGUAGUUAGCCAGAGAAGAUGGGUUUUCAAAACCAGACCACUGUUUCUGAGUUCCUCCUCUUGGGUCUCACUCAAGACCCAGAGCUCCAGAGGUAUCUCUUUGGGCUGUUCCUUGCAAUGUAUCUGAUCACUUUGGUUGGGAACCUGUUAAUUAUCCUGGCCAUUGUUACUGAUGUUCACCUCCACACACCCAUGUACUUCUUCUUGGCCAACCUCUCCUUCACUGAUGUCUUCUUUGUGUCUAAUACAGUCCCCAAGAUGCUGGUGAAUCUCUAUACCCAGAAAAAGACCAUUCCCUACACUGGAUGCCUGAUACAGCUGUAUUUUUUAGUUUCUUUGGUGGCUCUGGACAAUCUCCUCCUGGCUGUGAUGGCCUAUGACCGCUUUGUGGCCAUAUGCCGUCCCCUUCACUAUACCAUGAUCAUGAGCCCCAGGCUAUGCAUUCUUUUGUUAGUUCCAUGCUGGGUUCUCUCCAUCCUUUAUGGACUGACCCACACAAUCCUCAUGGCCACCUUGACAUUCUGUGAGCACAGAGAAAUCAGUCACAUCUUCUGUGAGAUGUAUGUCCUACUACGAUUGGCUUGCUCUGACACCUGGGCCAACCAAGCAGUGCUAAUUGUAACAGGCUGUCUCCUCUUCAUUAUUCCCUUGUCACUUAUGAUCUUUUCCUACAUUCAAAUUGUCAAGGCCAUCCUGAGGAUCCCCUCAGCUUCUGGGAAGUACAAAGCCUUCUCUACCUGUGCCUCCCACCUGAUAGUUGUCUCCCUCUUCUAUGGGACCCUCUCUAUGGUCUAUUUGCAACCCUUGAAAACUUACUCUGUGAAGGAUUCAGUGGCCACAGUGAUGUAUGCUGUGGUGACUCCCAUGCUGAAUCCUUUCAUCUAUAGUUUAAAGAACCAGGAUAUGAAGGGUGCCUUGAGGAAGCUUUUUAGGGGGAAAAAUGUCUCUUGA